UUACUGUUGUGUUCUGUUUUUUGUCAUAUCUUUCAGAUCUCAUGCCAAAUGCUGUUGCUCAGUUUAUUGGUCAACCAAGGUAGAUCCGCAUUUUGUGAUGUUGAUUGUAACCUGUUCCAGGACCUGGUUGCACCAGGUCAUCUACAUGGAGGUUUAGUUCAGCCAACCUGGAUUCUUCCAAUUGGCAUAGUGUUUACAGAGGCAUGAGUCACCUGGAGAGUGGCUCUGUGGUGUGGGUGCGGCUGGGCCAAGCUUGGUGGCCUGGAACCAUCACCACCGAUGCCAAGUGCCCGCCGGAAUAUGUCGAGGGGAUUCGGAAGAUGCCUUUAGCCAUUGUCAAAUUCUUCCAUGAAAAUAAAUAUCAAGAUGUUCACAAAUCGGAGCACAUAUGCCCUUACAACAAUGAGAGGAAGGAAGAAUUCAUUAGGAGAGGGCAAUGUAUCAACAGAAACCAGAGUCAAGGAGAAGUGGAUCUACUGGCCAAGUUUGAAGCUGAUGUGGUGACAGCAGAGAAACUUACAGGAGGGGACAUGAACAUCCUACACACCUUGGGUGAGGUUGCGGACGCAUGUAGGCCAUCCCAGAACAUUCAGAGUAGCCCCACGAAUCCCCGUCUAGAAUUGGAUUAUGCGUUUAUUUCUCACAAGCUGAUGGCUUCCUCUGACUCCCUGUGUUCACCGUGUGUUGCCAAUGAUGAUAGUAUACCAAGACCCCAGGAGAAUUUGUGGCCAGAGCUAGGAGAGGGAGUCUCUGAGGAACAUAAGGCUCGUUCUCAGGUUGACUCUAACACAUAUAAGGUGAGAAACCCCCACAGUAAUGAUAAAAACCAGAGCAAUUAUCAACCUAAUGAUGUUCAAAGUCUUCAAGAGCUGACUGGACACAAAAGGGUCUUUAUAAAUGAUAACAUAUUGGUAAGCCAUAGUACAGAAUUGAGUGAGCUGGAAGUUGCACAUAAGCAUUCUGAUUCACACCUACCUGUAGAAGAAUAUCCAUGUAGCGAUGAAGUGGAUCUGACAAAUAGUAUCAGUGCUAAUGCUAACCAGAAUGUUAAAGGUGUUAUAAAACAUGAUAAGAUUGCUGAUCAUGAUGCUAACUCUGGUGGAAGUAACAAAUGCCAAUACGGUACUGAAGACAUGUUUGGUUCCAAUUCACUGGUAUGUAGACAAGGCUAUAAUAUUGACAGUCUUGAUUGUCAGAGACUUCAAGGGAAAAAGUGUCUUAGUGAGGCACAAGAUCAAAUUCAGUUCAAUACUAUUUUACUAGGUCAGGUUCACAAGGAAGACGAUGAAGAUCCAGAAGAAAUCAAGGUCAGGAAAGCCAAUGAUGGUCAAAUAUAUUAUGUAGAUGACAAUAAUGAUCAAGAAGAAAAUAAGGAAAGUGAGGCUAAUGAAGGUCAGUUAGAUAAUGAAGGAGGAGGCAACAAUCGACAAGAAAUCCAAGUCAGUAAGGUAAGGGAACAUCAUAUGCAUUAUGGAAAAGAGGAUAACAAUUCACAAGACAUGCAAGCUUUUAGAGCCUAUGAAGUUCAGUUGCAUUAUGGAGAAGCAGAGAAAGAUAAAAAAGUAACAAGACCCAUAGGAAUCAAUACAAAUCAGACUCAGUGUAAAGAGGAUAAUAAUCAAGAAAUGGAAACCAGUGACAAUCAAAUGCAUUAUUUUGAAGAGGAUAAUGAUCAAGAAAUCAAAUCACGUGAUGCCUGUGAAGAUCAAACACAAUUUGAAGAAGAGGAUAAUGCUCAAGAAAAAAUCAAAACCACUGAAGCUGGUAUGCAUUACCUAGAUGAGGGCAACGAUCGACAAGUCAAACCCAGUGAAUAUCAGAAGUUUUAUGGCAAAAAAGAAAUCAGUUAUGGUGAAACCAAUGAAGGUUGGAACUAUUAUGGCGAAAAGGAUAAUGAUAAAAGAGAAAUAAAACCUUUUGGUAAAAAGGAAAUUAGUGUACAUUAUGGGGGAGUAGAUAAUGAUUAUAAACUUAAAUCCAGUGAAGCCCAUGAGGGUCAGAUGUAUUAUGGGGAUGAAAAUAUAAAUAAAAUGGAAGUUACUGCAAGUGAAGUCAAUAAUGGUCAGAAGAACUAUGAAAAAGAUAAUACCGAACAAGAAGAAAUGACAGCUAGUGAAGCCAAUGAAUGUGAUGUACAUUGUAUAGACAAAGAUAACACUCAAGAAAUUAUUGUUAGUGAACCAUCUGAAGGUGAGGCACAUUAUAGUGAUAAGGAUAAUGAUUUAGAAAUCAGUGUUGGUCAGAUGCUUUAUGGAGAAGAGUGUAAUGAUCAAGAAGAAUUUAAAGACAGUGGAGCCAAUAUACGUGCGAAUCAUUAUGAUGAAGAGUAUAAUAAAGAAGUAAUAAAAGCCAAUGAAGUUCAGAUGUAUAAUGUUGAUGAGGAAAAUGGUCAAGAAAUAAAAUUAAAUAAAGAGCAGACAUUUUACAGAGAAGAAAUAAAUUCAGAUGAAACUAAUGAAAGUUGGAUGUAUUGUGUAGAAGAAGAUGAUAAGAGAGAUAGCAAAGUCUUUGGUAAAAUUGAAGGUCAAUUUGAGGAGAAUAAUUCUGAGGAAAUCAAGAUCGAUGAAGUCAAUGAAGGUCAUGUGUUUUAUGAUGAAGAGUCCAAUACUCAAGAAGAAAUAAAAAACACUGAAACAAAUGAAAGUAGAAUGCAUUAUGAGGAAGUGAAUAAUGAUCAAGAAAUUAAAGUUAUUAGAAGUCAGAUGUACUGUGUAAAGGAUGGUAAUGAUCCUGAAGAAAUGAAUGAAGCCAAAGAAGGUCAGAUGCAUUAUGGAGAAGAGCAUAAUUAUCAAGAAGAAAUAAAAACAAAUGACGAUCUGGUGCAUCAUGAAGAAGAGCAUAAUGAUCAAGAAGAAAAUGCAAAUGAAGGUCAGAUGCAUUAUAUAGAUUAUAAAGAUCAUGAGGAAAUUAUAGCUAGUGAAGGUAGCAUGUGUCAGUUGCAAUACAAAGGUGAUGAUACUAAUAAAGAAAUCACAGCCAGUUUAUCCAGUAAAGGUCAGAUGUAUUUUGGAGAUGAACAUAGUGAAGAUAGCUAUCAAGCUCAAUUCAAAACCAGUUAUGGUCAAAUGAAUUAUCAGGUAAAGGAUAGUGUUCAAGAAGAAAGCAUUACCAUGGAGGGUCCAGCACACCCUGAAGGUGAUGAUAAUGAUCAGGAAGAGAGUGUUGUCAUGGAAGGUCCAGCACACUCUGAAGGUGAUGAUAAUGAUAAGGAAGAAAGCACUACCAUGGAGGGUCCAGCACACUCUGAAGGUGAGGAUAAUGAUCAGGAAGAAAGCACUACCAUGGAAGGUCCAGCACACUAUGAAGGUGAGGAUAAUGAUCAGGAAGAAAGCACUACCAUGGAGGGUCCAGCACACUCUGAAGGUGAGGAUAAUGAUCAGGAAGAAAGCACUACCAUGGAGGGUCCAGCACACUCUGAAGGUGAGGAUAAUGAUCAGGAAGAAAGUACUGUCAUGGAAGGUCCAGCACACUCUGAACCUGAGGAUAAUGAUAAGGAAGAAAGCACUACCAUGGAGGGUCCAGCACACUCUGAAGGUGAGGAUAAUGAUCAGGAAGAAAGCACUACCAUGGAAGGUCCAGCACACUCUGAAGGUGAGGAUAAUGAUCAGGAAGAAAGCACUACCAUGGAGGGUCCAGCACACUCUGAAGGUGAGGAUAAUGAUCAGGAAGAAAGCACUACCAUGGAGGGUCCAGCACACUCUGAAGGUGAGGAUAAUGAUCAGGAAGAAAGUGCUGUCAUGGAAGGUCUGGCACACUCUGAAGGUGAGGAUAAUGAUGAAGAAAUUGAAGCCAAUGAAGGUCAGAUACUUUAUGGAGAAGAUGAUAACACACUAGAAAUCAAAGCCAGUGAAAGUCAGGUGCAUUUUUUGGAUAAUAACAGUAAGAAAAAAUUCAAGACCAACAAAACCAAUAAAAGUCAGAUACGUUUUGAAGAAGGGAAUAAAGGUCAAGAAGAAAUCAAAGCCAUUACAGAAAAUAAAGAUCAGGUACAUUAUGGAGAAGAUAAUUUCAAUCUAGAAGAAAUAAAAGUAAAUGAAGAUCAGGUACAAUAUAGAGAAGAAUUCAGUGAUGAAGAAAUGGAAGCCACCAAAGGUCAGAUGCAAUAUGAAAAAGAUGAUAAUGAUAAAGAAGAAAUGGAUAUCAAUGAAGCUAAUGAAGGUCAGAUGUAUUAUGAAGAUGAUGAUGAGCAAAACAAAAUUAUUGCCAAUGUAGGUCAGUUACAUUUUGAAGAAAUGGAUAAUGAAAUAAAAACCAUUGAUGGUCAGAUGCAAUAUGGAAGUGAUGAUAGUGAUCAGUUAGAAGUCAAAACAAUUAGAGAACAUAAAGGUCAGAUGCAUUAUGGAGAAGAGCAUAAUGUUCAAGAAGAAAUAAAAGCCAAUGAAGGUCAGAUGCAUUAUGAAGGUGAGGAUAUAAAUCAAGAUGUAAUUAAAGUGAAUGAAAGUCAAGUGCAUUAUAGAGAAAAGAAUAAUUACUUAAAAGAAAUUACUCCCACUGAAGAAAAUGAAGGUCAAAUACAUCAUGGAGAUGAGUUUAACAUUGAAGAAGUAAACAAUGUUACUAAAACCAAUGAAGAUGAGACCCAUUAUGUGGAAGAUAACGAUAAAGAAGACUGUCUCAGUGAAGGUAACGUUAUUCAGACGCAUUAUGAAAAAGAUGUUUAUAAUCAAGAAAAAUUCAAAGCCAGUGAAUGUGAAAUGAAUUAUGGAGAAGAGGUGAGCGAUGAAGAUAUUAAAGGCAGCGAAGGUCAAUUGCAUUAUGAAGAAAACAAUGGAAGUGGAGAAGAUGACAUAGUGCAUAUUGAUAGUAGUGAGAAAGAUGAAGGUGAGAUAUAUUAUAAAGAAGACACUGGAAGUGAGCACAUUGACUUAGAACAAAGCAAUACUUGUGAAACAGAUAAAUAUUGGAAGCAUUGCAAGGAACACACACAAAUUAAUGAAGAAGAGAAAGACUAUUAUACUGAAGCAAAACCUAGAGACAAAAGUAAUAUCAGGGAAGUAAAGGAGGAUACUCAACGUGAAGUAACCAGUAGAAGAAAGAUCAGUGAUCAGGAUGAAUUUGUUAUUGCGGAAGCAAGUCAACUACAUACUCAGGAAGACAGUAGAAGUAAGGUAAGUUAUCAAGAUCAGCUUUACACUACUGAAGCAGAUGAUGAGAGUCACAAAGAAGAUAGUGAUGGUGAGGAUAAUGAUCUUCAGAUUUCUCCUUUCAAAGAAGAAAGUGUUGUACUUGAUGGGGGAGAUGGUAGAAAAGAGGCCAUUGAUCAUGACCCAAUUCUUUGUACUGAAGCAGAUGAACAUAAAGUGUAUUGUGAAGACAAUGGCAGUCAGGUAUGUGAUCAGAAAGGCACUCUAAGAGACAACUCUGAAGAAGGGAAAGAUGACAACAAUAAAGCAAAAACUCUGAAAGGUAAUAUCACUGAAGCCAAAAAGAUUGUUUGUGAGAUCAAGAACCAUGGACAAAAUUGUUCUCCUGUAGUUGAGGACAAAUUUGACAGUGAAGAAAAAUAUCACAAACAAAUCUGUGAAACUGUAGCAAAAGAAAAUUUUGUAAAUGAAGGCCAAGAAAAAGAUACAGAAGCAGAGGAUAAUUUGUAUUGUAAUACAGAAGAAGACAAAAAAAUUGCUACCACUGUGACAGAAGAAGACUUUGAUGAUGAAGCAAGAGACAAAAAGCAAACUCAUAAUUUUCCCGAGAACAGCUAUUUUUGCCAUCAUAUCCAAAUUAAUUUUGAUAAGCAAGAACCUCAGACAUUUGUUGAUUCAGCUAGGCAUUUGCAUCACUGUGAAUGUAGGGAAGAACAAGAUAGUGUUAAUGCAGGUAUUCAUGAACACACACACAAUGCUGCACAAGAACAUUACCAUAGUCAGACACAGGGACAAUAUAAAGCAUCUGAAGAACAGCGUGGAUGUAUCACUCAAGAACAACAACAUGAAGAUACACAGGGACAGUCUCAUAAACAUUUCAAAGAACCUUGCCAGGUGGAUAUAUCUUCACAUAAAUGUCAGAUGGAAACAAGUGUAAUAGUUGAUAUGGUAGGUGUAAAGUUAAGAAGCUUGAGUGUUAAUGAUGAUGAUGGUGUGCAGGGUGUUAAUCCAAAAGUGUCCACAUAUUUGCCUGCUGAACAAGUUAAGUGUCAUCCAGGUAUGAGUGACGGUAAUUUUCAGUAUGCUGGGGCACAUACAGUGUGUGUUGCAAACACUAGAAACUUCAAAGAUCUUGGGUGUGAGGUAAAUAUUGACAAUUGUGAAAAUAAAAUUCAUAGUGAAUUUUCAUAUGAAGAUUCUGUUGCAAGCACAAGUCAAACACCUGGACAAAGUCAAAUUGUUAGAGACUUGAGCCAAAGACCUGCAGGUUGGAUAACAUUUUUUGAAAAUGAUCACUCCAGUCUGUAUUUUAAAAAGUCACCAAUGCCAAUAAAUGUAGGGAACAAUUCAAAUAGUAUAGUCAGUGGAUGUGAUGUCACUGACUUUGAAGGGUUUGAUGAUAGAUAUAAUGACAAAAUAAAUACUUUGAAGAAAAUUUUAUUAAAUGUUAAGGGGAAAAGAAAGGGUCCUGAUUUUAUACAAAAAGUCACAAAAAUGUUUAAGGGAAGAAAAACUAAGGGAAAGAAUAAAAUAAAAAGGAUAAUUAAAAAAGUUGCAAGAAAGAAGAUAGGUGGUGUAAUGAGGAGGAAAACAAAGGCAACUAGAGAAAAAGUAGGUGUUGUAGGAAAAUGUGAUGUAGAGGAACUGGAAAAUACAGUGGGGAAAACUGAAAGUCAGAAAGAUAGAAAACCUGCUGGUAGAGGAGCAUUUAAGAAUACUAAGAAGAUAGGUAAGAAAAUUAAGAGAGCAAAUACAAGAGGUGCAGUGGGGAAAAAACAGGAAAAGGCUAAAUUUGUGAAUUCAUUUAUUUGUGAAUCAUUCAGAGAAGUGAAAACUGAAAUAAAUUUACCAGAGAAAACAAAAUCUAAAGUUGGGUUCACUGAAAUUGAAAAAAGAAAAGAAAAAAAUAAUUCUAACUCUGAGUCAUUAUUUACAAAAGAGUCUGAUGAUUAUUAUAUCCUUGAAAACAGAAGCACAGUUUCAGAGGUGGAUUUUAGAGAGGACCAAAACACUUUUAGAGACACAAGAAGCCACAUUAGGAAGAGAGUAAACAGUACACAACUGGAAACCUCAGAUAAUAUAACUAAUAUAAGAAAGCGUAAACUAUCGCCUGAUAUUGACGAGCCUUUCCAUGGAGACUUGGAAAGUGAUAGUAGUAAAAAAACAAAUGGAUGCAGCAUUAAGAGUGAUGAAAUAAUAGAUGUUCUCGAGACAGAACCACGAGCGUUGAACCUGUCCAAGAAUCAAUUAAGAACAAUGAGACCAAGUGAAGUAAUGGUUGCUCACGAGACAGAGCCAUUAAGGAUAAACCCGUCUAAGAAACAGUUAAGAACAAGGAAGCCUAGGGAAGUAAUGGUAACUCAUGAGAUGGAACAAUUAGGGAAGAACUUGUCAAAGAAAAAGUUAAGAAGAACGAAGCCUAGUGAAGUAAUGGUUGCUCAUGAGACGGAACCAUUAGGGAUAAACCUAUCCAAGAAAAAGUUAAGAACAAGGAAGCAUAGUGAAGUAAUGGUUGCUGAUGAGACGGAACCAUUAGGGAUAAACCUAUCCAAGAAAAAGUUAAGAAGAAUGAAGCCUAGUGAAGUAAUGGUUGCUCAUGAGAUGGAACCAUUAGGGAUAAACCUAUCCAAGAAAAAGUUAAGAACAAGGAAGCAUAGUGAAGUAAUGGUUGCUCAUGAGACGGAACCAUUAGGGAUAAACCUAUCCAAGAAGCAGUUAAGAAGAACGAAGCCUAGUGAAGUAAUGGUUUCUCAUGAGAUGGAACCAUUGGAGAUGAACCCAUCUAAGAAGAAGUUAAGAAGAAAAAGGAAGCCUAGUGAAGUAAUGGUUGCUGGUGAGACGGAACCAUUAGGGAUAAACCUAUCCAAGAAGCAGUUAAGAACGAGGAAGCCUAGUGAAGUAAUGGUUGCUCGUGAGAUGGAACCAUUAGGGAUAAACCUAUCCAAGAAGCAGUUAAGAACUAGGAAGCCUAGUGAAGUAGUGGUUGCUCGUGAGACGGGACCAUUAGGGAUAAACCUAUCCAAGAAGCAGUUAAGAACGAGGAAGCCUAGUGAAGUAAUGGUUGCUCGUGAGACGGAACCAUUAGGGAUAAACCUAUCCAAGAAGCAAUUAAGAGCAAAGAAUUCUGUAGUGCAAGCAAAGAAGAGAAAUACCAGGGUAAAGGCACUGAGCACAAGACAAAUAUCACAUAUUGAUGAAACUUGUGUAGUCAACAAAGUAGAAGGCAAGCAAGACUGUGAAGAUACCAGUAUAUCUUGUGGGUCUCAACCAGAUGAUGAUGUGGAUGAUGAGCUUCCUGACCUGACAUCAUCACCAUUUUUACAAGGAAAGACAGAAGUUGAAUUUAAGCCAGGCGACCUUGUGUGGUCCAUGGAGAGAGGUGUAUGGUGGCCAUCGUAUGUUGAACGCAUUUACCGUGGCAAGAAGGCAUCUGUAUAUUUUAUUGGAUAUAAGCAGGAGACUGGUAUUACAGUGAGCUUCAGUAAGAUCAAAACUUUUCAAUAUGGUAAUGUGCCAUCAUUUGUGGACCGGGGUACGAGUGGCUUCAGUGCAGCACUUCACAUUACAGAAUCAUACUGUCAAUUACAGAAGCAUGGCAUCAAUAUUUCAGUUAAAGAGUUCUUCAGCAUGCCACCUGAAGAUCAAGAUGCCCUUAUCAUUGUGAGUUUGACCCCUAAAGAAGAUCCAUUUUUAGCUUCUCAGAGCACUAAAAGAAAAUUUGAUGACGUGGGUGACACAACACCAGAAACAAAAAAUAUUUGGAAUUAUGAAGAAAAUGAUAAGAUACUUUCUUCAAGAGAUAGGAAAAAAAUGCAAAGUGCCAUUAAAGCAAGAAGGCGGGAAAAUGAAAAAUUGUUAAAAUUUAUGCAGUCUGCAUCAUGCAUGGAUCAUUUGUGGAAAAUAUUCAAUGGAGAGAAGUCUUGUGAACGGCAUGCUUUAUAUCAAGACGAAAUUACAAGAAGAACACUUCUAUGGUCAGGCAUUGGACCAUUUCAGUUAGAUCAAGAUGAUGAUCAGAUCUUGUCUGUGGUUGAUUUCCUGUUCACCGAAUUGAAUAAGAAGAGACCAGACUUCCACCUGGCACGUGAUUAUGUGUUCCGAGUGUGGAUGCAUGAGGCCAUCAAGGAAGCCCUGAGGGUCGUUAAAAAAAUUCCAGAGAAUGAAUUAGAACUAGCAUUGGAGGAAGGUUACAGGGAAACGCAAACAGAAAAGAAGGCUCGUCGUCUAGACUUCACCUAGUAUGGGCAGUUGAGGAGCAACUACUGCAUUUACAGACACAGUGUCAGAAUCUACAUACACAACAGAGGUUUUACUCAUCAAGAUGCACACGGUACAUGCUCAGAUUAUCUGUGCACAAACACCACAACAAUUAGGGUAACUAUGUACACAAGCCAUCAAAAAACAAACAUGCAUGCACAUAUGCAUGCAACACACACUCACGUGUUCAUGACUUUUGCAAAACCAAAAUUGGAAUAUGCAGCAGUUGUAUGGUGCCCAUAUCUCAGGAAGCACAUCAAUAAACUGGAAAAAGUGCAAAGACAUGCUACAAAACAGCGUCCAGAACUGAAA
Molecule: messenger RNA, 9653 nt
Organism: Procambarus clarkii (red swamp crayfish)
Lineage: Eukaryota; Metazoa; Arthropoda; Malacostraca; Decapoda; Cambaridae
Source: RefSeq, a predicted model, not a curated record